This is a messenger RNA of Olea europaea var. sylvestris, 2504 nucleotides long. Its product is annotated as protein TRANSPORT INHIBITOR RESPONSE 1-like. Gene Ontology annotation, cellular component: SCF ubiquitin ligase complex. Lineage: Eukaryota; Viridiplantae; Streptophyta; Magnoliopsida; Lamiales; Oleaceae. Gene Ontology annotation, molecular function: protein binding. The record is from RefSeq and is a predicted model, not a curated record. The transcript is spliced from 5 exons. The coding region runs from base 328 to 2112 and encodes 594 amino acids. Gene Ontology annotation, biological process: SCF-dependent proteasomal ubiquitin-dependent protein catabolic process.
UACGUACUAUCUUUUAUAAUAAUAAUAAUCCUUUUGGUACUCUUUUUGAUUUUGUUUAUCGCUAUAAUCUGCAAGUGGUUAGCUUCUUCUUUGCCUCUUCAGGUUCUCCAACCAUUCAAUUCAGCACAAUGAGAGAAAGCGUUACUGGAAUGGUAUAGGUAUGUACAUUCUAUAAUUUUUUUUGCACAUUUUCGACGAUUUUGAAGUUGCUGAAGAUGCAUUAUUAUGAAAUAUUUUUGAAGAAUUUUCCAGCAAAACGCCUUGCCACCACUCUCUGCGUAUAGUACAAACGCGUUUUUCCGAGUCUGAAUCAAUUUAUUAACUAAAAUGCAAACGGAUCCAAACGGACCAAACCCCAAGAAAUCCAAAGAUUCGCCAUCAAACUCAGCUAACACCGAGUCAACUCAGUCACCCUCUCCAUUCCCAGAUGAAGUCCUGGAAAAAGUUCUCUCAUUUCUAAACUCGGACAAGGACAGGAGUUCAGUUUCACUGGUUUGCAAGGACUGGUACAAUGCUGAGCGCUGGACAAGAACCAAACUUUUCAUAGGCAAUUGCUAUUCAGUCUCUCCGGAGAUUGUGGCAAGAAGGUUUACAAAAAUCAAGAGUGUCACGCUCAAAGGGAAACCUAGGUUUUCCGAUUUCAAUUUGGUCCCUCAAAAUUGGGGAGCGGAUGUGCAUUAUUGGCUUCUUAUGUUUGCCAAUGUCUACCCCUUUCUGGAGGAAUUGAGGCUUAAGAGGAUGACUAUCAGUGAUGAAAGCUUGGAGCUUCUGGCCACAUCAUUUCCGGGCUUCAGGGCUUUAUCUUUGAUGAGUUGUGAUGGAUUCAGCACAGAUGGGCUCAAAGCUAUUGCCACCCAUUGCAGGAGCUUGACUGAGCUUGACAUACAGGACGUGGAUAUGGAUGACUUUUGUGGUGGUUGGCUGAGUUGCUUUCCUGAGGAUUUUGGUUCACUGGAAGUACUGAACUUUGCCACCCUCGACAGUGAGGUCAAUUUUGAUGCUCUUGAGAGACUUGUAAGUCAGUGCAAAUCGUUAAGGGUUCUCAAGGUCAAUAAGACUAUUACAUUGGACCAAUUACAACGACUGCUUUUGCGGGCUCCUCAGUUGAUGGAGCUUGGUACAGGUUCCUUCCAGCAAGAGCUUUUGCCUGGUCAAUUUGGAGACCUUGGGAUUGCUUUCAGCAAUUGUAAAAAUCUUCGAACUCUUUCUGGUUUAUGGGAAGUCGCUUCCAUCUACUUCCCUGUUCUUUAUGUGGCUUGUGCCAGUCUGACUUUCUUGAACUUGAACUACACGGCUCUUCGAAGUGAUGAAUUUGGAAGUCUUCUUGCUCACUGCCCCAAUUUGAGGCGCCUAUGGGUCCUUGAUACGGUUGAAGACAAGGGGCUUGAGGCUGUUGGAUCCAGCUGUCCCUUGCUUGAAGAACUACGAGUCUUCCCUGCAGAUCCUUAUGACCAGCAUCUUCGCCGUGGGGUGACUGAGUCAGGUUUUGUGGCUGUAUCUCGUGGAUGCAGAAAACUCCAUUAUGUCCUUUACUUCUGCUGGCAGAUGACUAAUGCUGCUGUUGCCACCAUUGUACAGAACUGCCCCAAUUUUACCCACUUUCGCCUUUGCAUAAUGAAUCCAGGUCGGCCAGAUUACCUCACAAAUGAACCCAUGGAUGAGGCCUUUGGUGCAGUGGUUAAAAAUUGCACUAAGCUCCAGAGGCUUUCAAUGUCGGGCCUUCUAACUGAUCUGACUUUCGAGUAUAUUGGGAAGUAUGCCAAAAAUCUCGAGACACUUUCUGUGGCUUUUGCUGGCAGCAGUGAUCGGGGGAUGCAGUGCGUUCUUGAAGGUUGUCCAAAGCUAAGGAAGCUUGAGAUAAGAGAUUGUCCAUUUGGGAAUGCUGCUCUUCUGUCUGGACUAGAGAAAUAUGAAACAAUGCGGUCAUUAUGGAUGUCAUCUUGUAAUGUGACAAUAAAUGCAUGUCAGCGACUUGCUAGGGAGAUGCCGAGAUUGAAUGUUGAGGUAAUGAAAGACAAGGAAAGUGAUGACAGUCGAGCUGACAAAGUUUAUGUCUAUCGUUCGGUAGCAGGGCCAAGAAGAGAUGCACCACCUUUUGUUCUCACUCUUUGAUCGCCUGGAAAUAAAAAAUUAAAAAAAGAAGAUUUCUUGGUUAGUAAUUGCUUCUUUUAAUAUCUUUCAGUUUGUUAAUCAAAUUCUCGUCCAAAACUAUGGGCCAAGUGACUCUUGAAAGCAGGGGCAGAGCUAGGAUUGUUAAAUCAGGGGCAAAAGGUGGGUUUGCUGUAGUGUAAAAACAACUAAUACCUGUACAAGGGUUGUAUUUUAGUUUGUAUAAUGAGGUUUUGAAAUUGAGUGUGGGGGUAGCUGACCCCAUUGUCCCCACACUAAAUCUGCCCCUGCUUGAAAAUAGUCAUUUUGUAUCAAGUUAAGAUAAAAUUGUUGCUUACAUAGUAUCUUUGGACCCUUGAUGGUUUGUGGGUGUAGAAAUAAAAGAGUAUUCAUCU